AUCAGGAGAAUAAUGUUAGUUUAAUGAUAAAAAUGUAAGAAAUUCAUGGCAUAUCUGCGGAGGUAUACGGUGGUAUUUUUAUGACAUGCAUUUAUUUUAUGUAAGAUUAAGUUACCUUUCUAUCAUUUUAUUCAUCAGUUCCUGCGAAUUUUCAGUUUUGUACAAAGCAAAGUGUAAAUGAAUUCCUCAUUUUUGAUUUUUCAAAGAAAAAGUGACAACAUGGCGUACGGAACAAGUGCAGAUGAAAAACUUGUUAAACAGUUUACCAAAGCAUGCAAGCUUUCUGGAAGUGAUGAUAAGACCAUUAUGAACAAGAAAUGUAGCAGAAACAUCCGAAAGUUCUUCUGGGAAGAAAUAUCAGAGUUCGAUGGCCUCAAUCUAAGGGCAUGUGAAGAAGAGGUUUUUAAACGGCUUAUGAAUCCAAAGACAGGAACUAUAAUAGUGGAUGGAGCACAUGUGGAAGCCUAUUUAACAGAAAUGGCACAUGAGAUUACAAAACGUAAGAAGGACGAUUCGAAGAUGAUGCGUAGUGAUCCCAGAGUUACAAUUACCAAAGACUUACUUGAAAAGAUUGUCAGAGAAACAAAAGUAUACGUCACUGGCAAAGUUGAAUAUGUUGAUGCUAAAGAUAUUGACGAACCAACUCGCACUGCCUACAAUAAGAAUUAUCAAUUUGUGAAACCCGAAUUCCCGAAAGGCGUGAGGCAGAUCUACGAUAUCAGGAAAAGGAAACCUAUUGUCAUUGCGAAGAGAGACUACGGGAACUUGAGCUAGGAAUCACUCCUUUGUUAAAAUUUAUAUCAUAGAACACUAGUACAUAUGCAUCAGUUAUUUCAAUUUUUGUUUCUCCGAGCAUCAACAUAUACAAGAAUGCCGGGAUUUUUAGGGAGUAAAGAGCUUGAAUUGCAGUCCAUAUUGAUGCCAUUUUGCAAUGACUGCCGAUUUGUGCCAACAAGUGCGUAUCGUUUUCCGUAAAAGUGUGUUUAUUUAACCGAUUGAAGAAAGGCCUAGUAGAGAACAUAUCUUUAAUGCUUAAAACUUUUCUGAAUUUUCAACUAAAGAGACAAAGGAAAAUAAUUCUUUAACGCCUGUCUCUUUUCGUUCAGUUCCAAAUAUUUUCAUUAAUUAAAUGACAUUACAACA
Molecule: messenger RNA, 1143 nt
Organism: Mercenaria mercenaria
Lineage: Eukaryota; Metazoa; Mollusca; Bivalvia; Venerida; Veneridae
Exons: 3
Coding region: 178-774 (198 amino acids)
Source: RefSeq, a predicted model, not a curated record